Molecule: messenger RNA, 3446 nt
Organism: Fusarium redolens
Lineage: Eukaryota; Fungi; Ascomycota; Sordariomycetes; Hypocreales; Nectriaceae
Exons: 1
Coding region: 106-3171 (1021 amino acids)
Source: RefSeq, a predicted model, not a curated record
AAUCAAUAGAACGGUCCAUCAACCCAAACAGUCGGUCAACGCUAUAUAUACGUUUAAAGACAACUCUUUUGCAUCUGGAGGGCGCAAGCCUCCAAUACUAUCAACAUGGCCACCCAGACCGCUGAUCCUCUAGCGGACGAGCUCGCUCUGGGAUGGGGUGAAGACACGAUUUAUUGCGAAGCGACUUGCGACCCUGAAGAUGUCUUGUACGAAGGUUCAGAUGACGAAAACUACGAUAAUCCCAUAUCAAGAAAACUACGUAUCGAAGCAGCCGGUCAACGAUUUCUCGACGGGAAAACACCAGUACUCUUGACCGCAUUACUCAGAGGCCCCUUUGAUGCGAAGUCCUCGAACUGGGUCAACCCUUGGCGUUCAAAGCACCGAACGGCUGCAAAUGCAAGAAUAAUAAGGACGUCGCCCGGGAAAUUGAAAAGGUCCGCCAACGUCAGACGCAAUAUAUCUAUACCAGAAACAGCCCAGCCAGCUAGCGAUAGUCUGGAAUGUCACCUCCCGAGCCCAGAAAGCCUUAACCAAACUUCCGAGACCGAAACACACCCUUAUUUGGAAGAAGAUGAACUCGCCAAGGUCCGAGAAUGGAGAGAUGCCGUGGACACUGAGAAGAAGCCGAAGGACGAGUUUUGGGCAUCGACACCGCAAGGGUCAUUGUCUGAGAGAAAGCGAAAAGCGAAGGGAUCUUCGUGGUUAAAACAUUUGGCGAAUAAGCGACGACGAACUGAUAUCAUGGAAACGGGCUCCAUCGAUACUCCAGUCCCAUCUCGAAACCAACCUUCGACUUCAGCUACGAAUGCGUUCAACACAUCUUUUUCAAGUGUUCCCGAUCGCUUGCCAUCUUCCGCUAUUGCGACAAAGAGAUACUUCUCAACUUCGCAACAUGAACAUCCUACUUCAGAGGACGAACUAUCCCGCGAUAAGGUUACGUUGGAUCGAGCCUCUGCGCCUUCGUCGUCACCUUUAUCCUGUCUGCAGUAUACCCCAGUUCUGGACUCACAUGCGAAUCUAUCAUCACAAGGCAGCACCGACCAACAGACACCAAGCAAGGUCUCAGUUCCUCAACGAGGCUCUGUACCUGGAGCAACUGGUUUGGGAGCUCGAAAUGAAGCUGCUAACAGUCCAACACUUCGCUCAGCUUUUGAGACUCAAGAAGAUGAAAGUUUCUGUUUCAAAAUGCGACCAAAGCUCAAUCAAGAUGUCGAAGCUGCAUCAGAGCAAGACGUCUCCAUGUCCAGAAAUGAGGACACUUGGUCUGGCUUGUCAUCACCCAAUGAUGACAUGGCCAGCACAAUAUCUGAUCUGCAAGAUAGUACACCAGUGGAGGAGGGGCGCAGUCUAAAAGACUCGGAAUCCGCGAUGGAAACUGACCAAAUCGCCAUGACAAGUCCCCUAUCAUCCAUUUCAAGCAAGGAGUUUGGCGGAUACGACAUUUCUGAGGAACCUCACAACCGACCGCAUAGUGCCAGUUGUUCUUCAAUGAUUGACUCCACACCAUCUGAUUCGGAACUCACAAGCUGUCCUAGUCAAGAGUCAGCGGAAGAUGCAAUUGAGGUCAUUGCUGAAGAAACGCCCAGCGAGUGUCAACAAGACACAGAGUCAGAAGAUGAGGACAUGGAUGAGACUGCCGAUGUCACCAGCAGCCUGGCUGUAACUGAAAAUCACGAGGGCAGUGGCACUGCUUCUGUAGAUGAAUCUAGCGAAGAAGAGGAGGAGGAUGGCAAAGCGAAAGCCACUGAAAUCGUAUCCCCAACAACGACAAUCAAUAAAAGGACGCCACAAACCUUGGCAGGACGUCGCGAGGCUGAGACGACGCCAUCAAAAUCCACAGCAUCGAAACUUGGCAAUGACAACUCAACACCUUCUCAUGCUGAUUAUCUCCUUCGGACUUCAAUCAAGAAGAGGUUCAUUCCUCAAAGCUCUUGGGAAAAGUUGGCAAAAUUGACUGGAAGUCCUUCUUAUCAAAACUUGCCCCAAAGAAGAGCAUCUCUUCCAUCGAAGCAAGCCUCCAGCCCUCCCAGUGCUCGACAAAAGACAGCAUCGGUUCAAUCUACUCCCAAGACGACGACGACACGUCGAGCUUUGAGUCUUCCUCGGCUUUCUUUACAGAACGUGAGACCAACUGUUGUCAGUAGUCCAGCCAAGGAGCAACAGCUGGAGCAAGAACAGCGCCAGCCCAACUCACCACAAAACACACAUAUUCCUUUCUCACAGCAGACCCCAUGGGUCGCUAAUAAGCUUUCUCAGUACGCUACACUGAGCCUGGGCAAGAUAUCCACGGACAGCCCUAUGCCGGAGUCAAAGGAAACGAACACUAUCGUGGCUGAAUCCAGCCCUGUGGAACAAACUCCUUGGACAGACGAGAUGGCCGAACUACCUACAAAACCGCUGACCCUGACGCCUGUUGGCGAAAUAGAAGAUCGCUCGGCAGCCGAAGAGUCCAACACACCAGCCGUUGCAUCUCAAGUUGACACGCCACUACAGGAUGCCUCUGCGGCAGCCACAACAGUCAUAGAAUCAACACCCGAGCCUCAAUUCUCUGUCAAGUCAUUCGCAUCCUUCAGAUCAUCUUCCACAGAGCACAGUUCCCGUAGAAGCAAGGGCGCUAUUUGGAGGGGAUCGGGUGCUCGUAUGCUAAGUACGCAAGGCAUUCUGGCUUCCGCAACCAAGAAUCCUUGGGUGGUCAGGAGUUCUGAACGACGAGUCUCCUUCGCACCGCUACCCCUUGAGACCAAGGGAUAUUCAAGUAAUCCAACAACACCCUGCCCAUCUGCGUCUAAGGGACAUCAAGGCUCCCCACCACCUGAUACUCCUAUGUCUGAACUACCAACAUCAGGAGAUGACAAGUUCCAUAAGCACUUCGAUGCUGUGGCACGGGGUCCUAUCAUCCGUCACAAACAGCGCUUGCUGCCAUCGGAAUCACAGCGUACAAUUGGCAGUCCAAUGCCAGAUGCCAUGGCAGAGGCUUUCCUUUCGGCAGACCAGUUGCGUCAAUCGACUCCUGCGGAUCCGACUAAGAGCGAUCGCGAGUCCGACGAGUCGCAAGAUCCUCUCGAUAUGGCGGAGGAUGUUUUCCGCGAGAUGGACCAUGUUUUCGAAUGGAAUCUCAGUGGAACAGAGCCAUCACCUCAAAAGACUCAGGGGCAACAGAGUCCAUGGUGAAAGGAUCACCGGGAACGUUUUACAACUAUUCGAAGACUUCAUCACGGGCUUUGCCCCUAUGGAUAUACUACUUUCACAAAAAGUUUUUUGUUUCUCAUGCAUUAGCAUUCAUACCGAGCGUCGUCGACCUCGAGCGUGUCAGGAGUUUAAAGGAUGAACAGGGAAUGAAAGACACGACAGCCAGACUAUGGGAGUCAUAUAUGGAGGUUCACAUACCACUCAGGCGUAUAACGGGUAGAUACCUCAAGUAGAUUCAACACGAAUUCAAAUUACAU